AUGCAUCUGCUUUAUGCAUUCCUUGUUCUGCUCUCUCUUAGCGACGGUUUUGAUCCUCACUGUCCUGGAAGAUGCAGCUGUGACUCAGUGCAGUCGGUGCAAUGCUACAGGCUGACAGAGGUGCCGUCAGGCAUUCCUUCCACCACCAAGAAGCUCUACAUCAGCCACAGCAAAAUCCAACACCUCCAGCUAUCUAACUUCACCCGAAUGUUGGCUCUGGAAGACUUUAUUCUUCUGGCCAGUGGAACAGAAUCAGUAGAAAAUGAUACUUUCAAAACUCUGAGUACCUUGAAGACCUUGGAACUCUGGAAAAAUAAGCUCAGACGAGUCCCCCGUGCUCUCCCAGCCAAUCUUGAAGUGUUAAAACUAAAUGAUAAUUCAAUAUAUGUCCUACACGGAUCUGAUUUUGAAGGACUGAAGAAGUUAAAAACCCUUGAACUUAAAAACAACCUGAUCUCUACCGUCUCUCCCAGCAUGCUCUCCUCCCUUGCCAGUUUGCAAAGCUUGAUGUUGGAUGGCAAUACUAUCGAGUCUGUAGCUGGACCACUGGCACUUCCCCAUCUGAAACAUAUGAGUAUGGAGAAUAAUAAACUGCAUAUUAUACCAGCUAACUUCUUUACUUCUCUUCAGUCUUUGCAGUUUCUCAGUUUCAGUGGUAACUUUCUGACUAAAAUUCCUAUUACUUUGCCCAAAUCCUUGCUCUCUUUAAAGAUAGAGAGAAACCAGCUCAAAGUGGUGAGGUUUCGAGAUAUGAAACACUUGGAAAACCUAUCCCAUCUUUACCUGUCAGAAAACUCACUCUCUUCCAUCGAAGGGGCACAGCUCCUUGCCAAUUUAACCACUCUUGAGUUGUCCCAAAACCAGCUCCAAACGUUGCCCCUCAGACUACCGGCAAGGCUACAAAAGCUUGAUAUUAGCAAUAAUCUGAUUCAGAGAGUUACAGUGCAAGACUUCCAGGACCUCCGGGACUUGAAACAUUUGUUUCUGGACAACAACAUUGUCAGCUUGUUUGAAGCUGGAGCCCUGCAGAGGUGUUCCCAGCUCUCCAACCUGGCCCUGGAGCAGAACCUGCUGUUGUCCAUACCUCUCAGGCUCCCAGGGACCUUGGCCAGGCUGGACCUAAAAGGCAACGCCAUCCAGGAUAUCGCUGAGAGGGAGCUCAAGGACCUAAAGCAGCUGCAGGUUCUAAACCUUAGGAACAACAAGAUCUCUGCCUUGGACCUCAAAGCCUUGGAGGGGCUGCCUCGCCUCAGGCACCUGUAUCUGGAUGGAAAUCCAUGGAAUUGCACCUGCAGUCUCCUGAGAGCGAGGGAGGUCCUGAAGGCCAAGGGAACCGACGUGAGGGGAGGACAGUGUGCAGCACCAGCCGAAAGACAAGGGGAGAGCUGGAUGUCUUCCAAGAAGAUCAUGAGGCAGUGCGAGCCACACUUACGUCUGACCGAGAAGAGCAAAGAGACCAAAAAGAAGUCAAAACCGGAAGAGCACCCCAGCGUCAGAAUCAACGUGGAUGAUGAUUAUUAUGAUUAUGAAAUCGAUUAAGUGUGAACUUAGUUUACAGCUUAGAUAAAGUUUUUGUUUCUUUUUUUUUUUUUAAAUAGACUUUAUUUUUAGAGCAGUUUUAGGUUCUCAGUGAAAUUGAGAAGAAGGUAGAGAGAUCUCCAUACAUGCCCUGCCUCCCCCACCAGAGGGACACAUGUAUUAGUCGAUGAACCUGCACUGACACACUGUACAGUAGGGUUCAUGCAUGGUGUUGUACACUCUGUGGGUUUGGACAAGUGCAUAAUGACAUGUAUCCUGCAUUAUAGGAUCAUUUAGAGUAGUUUCCCUGCCCUAAGCAUUCUCUGUGUUCCAGAAACAGCUUUUAAUGUUCAAUCUUGGAAGCAGAAAUAUACUAUACAUUUAGCUAUACCAGGCUCUUUUUGUUAGUUUUUCUUUUUUGAAGAAUGAAAUGAGGGUUAAGAUCAAGAUGAGGUGGGAGAGGAAAGUAGAAAGGAGCAAUGGUAAGAAGAUGUAAGGUUCCUCCUGUGUGAAAAGUAAUUUGUGUUUUACACUGAAACCUAGGCAAAUAACAAUGCCAAAUAAAAUCGCCAUCUGGCUAACUUC
Molecule: messenger RNA, 2103 nt
Organism: Eptesicus fuscus (big brown bat)
Lineage: Eukaryota; Metazoa; Chordata; Mammalia; Chiroptera; Vespertilionidae
Product: nephrocan
Exons: 3
Coding region: 1-1539 (512 amino acids)
Molecular function (GO): protein binding
Source: RefSeq, a predicted model, not a curated record